Molecule: messenger RNA, 4086 nt
Organism: Cadophora gregata
Lineage: Eukaryota; Fungi; Ascomycota; Leotiomycetes; Helotiales; Ploettnerulaceae
Exons: 3
Coding region: 429-2129 (566 amino acids)
Source: RefSeq, a predicted model, not a curated record
GGGAACGAAAGGAUUGUCGGGCAACGGCCCGUCGGCGUUCCCCCUUUUCGUUACCGACUUCCAAGAUCUCCAAGAAAACACGCGAAUCAGGAAAGUGGGCUGCCAAGCAGCUGUCAUGACGCGGCUGGCUUUCUGCAACUCUUCGCAUCUGCAGCGACCCAGGACACUCCCAGUCCCCACGCAGUUUUUCAAUGGCAUAUGUCACCCCAACUGAAAUACGCGGUAGCUACGAGUAUCCCACUCACAUCCCUUGGCAUAUUGCACUGCCCCAUUAUUGCGAAUAAUGGGAUGGGGUUGUGAUGGCAUCGGGUGGGAACAGGGUAGCACUAUCAGAGGGAAAUGUUAUCUCUUCUCGGAACUCCGGCUCUCCUCUUUUCCUCUCUAUUCCUCGAAUGCCGGCAACGAGCAUUUGUUGAUUCAAUCCGACGAUGAGGUCCUCCUUCGCCCUCCUGAUAGCUCUCCCGGCAGCAGUUAGAGCUUGGUCGUUGAAUGCGUACAAUCUGGGUCUUCAUGGGGUUUAUCCGACACAGAACUUUGUCUCUCUUGGCCAACCAACACCGUGGGCGCAGAUUUCGCAAUGGGAUCCUCGAUGCGACCAAGAUGGAGGACUCAUUCUACUGAGUCCUCGAGGCAUCAAUGUUCCCAAUCCUGGGCCGGUAAUACUCGAUCCUAGGGGGAAUCUGGUUUGGUCCGAAGGGAAGUUUGGACAAGCUAUGAAUCUGCAGGUACAAAGGUACAAGGAAGAAGAUUUCUUGACAUUCUGGUCGGGAACAAGCCACGGACCGCACUCCAAUGGCUCUUACUACAUGCUUGAUUCCUCGUAUGAAGUUGCCCACACAAUAACCUCGGUCGGCAUAGACAUGGGAGGCGAUCUCCACGAAUUCGAGAUUACGGAUAAUGGAACUGCACUGUUUACAAUAUACGAGGACAAGCAGGUGGACUGUUCGGAUGUUGGACAUGACGGGCUCUGCUGGAUCGACGACUGCCUUUUUCAAGAAGUUGACAUAGUCACUGGUGAAUUGCUCUUCCAAUGGCGGGCUUCUGAUCACGUACCACUCAGCCAUUCAUAUAAGCUCCGACACAAGGACGGAAUGACGAAGAAGAAGGCGUGGGAUUUCUUCCACCUGAAUAGCGUUGAGAAGGACGAUUUGGGGAACUACCUUAUUUCAUCCAGGCAUAUGCGCGCCAUAUACUAUCUGGACUCGAAGGGAAACAUACUUUGGAGUCUUGGGGGAAAGCACAGUGACUUUACUGACCUGUCCGAUGGAUAUGCUUCGAACUUCAAAUGGCAGCAUCAUGCGAGAUGGAGGGGUAACAACACCAUGUCGUUCUACGAUAACCAUGCAAAGAAUGUCUUCCACCCUCUCUCUGAAUUCAGUCGCGGUAUGUUGGUUCAAUUUGACUUCGAAAACAUGACCGUCAAACUGCUCCAGACAUACAAGCACCCAGAUAAUGUCCUAUCGAUAUCGCAAGGGUCCAUGCAGGUGAUUCCAGAGUCUGGAAACGUGAUGAUUGGAUGGGGAAACACACCAGCGUACACGGAAUUCACAGCCGAUGGCGAGGUUCUGUGUAAUACACAUUUCGGCGCUCCCCUGUUCUUCAUGAUCCUCGAUUUCGGAUGGGUGAAGUCAUACCGUACAUUCAAGAGCCCCUGGGUCGGCAAGCCAAAGACACCACCCACGAUCAAGAUCUAUGCCGGCCAAAUUUUCGCAAGCUGGAAUGGAGCAACUGAAGUUGCGAAGUGGAGGCUCGAGAGCGCGAAAUCCCUGAAAGCCACUGAUGACGAGUUUUCCGUCGUUGAGGAAAUAGACAAGAAUGGCUUUGAGGGCGUGUUCUUGCGUGGUAGCUGGGAACGUCGAUUUGUUCGAGUUGCUGCUCUCGAUAGAGAGGGCGAGGUACUGGGAUAUACGGAGGUGGUUGAUAGUACCUUUGAGGAAUACGUCUCCAUAUCGCUGUUCCAGAUCUUCGUGUCACUUUGUUUCUUCCUAGUAGUUGGUUUCUUCGUAUGGAGAUAUCGUGAGAUGCUCACCAAACAAUCUUCGAAGAUCUUUGCGCUUCGACGCCAGCAGAAGAGCACGCAGCAAUAUGAAUUACUCGACUCGAGGGAGAAUCUCGAUGAUGCAGUUUGAAAGAAACGACCACGAUAUCAAAAAAUAUGACUCAAGGCUUGUCUGGGAACACUUGUAGCCCGUGAAAGGACCAAGAACGGCAAGAAGUUGUCGGCGCUGGCGGUGGAAGCCAAGAUCCGCUGGAUAGGCCGUCUCAUGUCGAGAAUAGCCACGGUGAUUACCUAGGGAGGGAGCAUUAGAUACCCAGAUUGUAAGAAAUAAUGAAUUCAUGUGAUCAAAGCCCUCGGGUCCGUCGUCUUAGUUGUCAGUUGGGUUGAGCUAUUAAAUCAUACUUUUGUUUCGUUGUUCGAUAUUGGGCGUUCGAAUGUUGGUAUCCAUUGAUUGAUCUUUGAUCCUGGGAAAAGAUUCGGUUUCUUAUAUCCUUACCGCGGAGUUUCCUCGAUGUCGUCAAGAAAGGCAUCAGAGAUCAUGGCCUUAUGGCCGCGAGUCCUUGUGUCGCUGCUCCCUGGAUUUCUUGUGAAGCGCGUCGGAGGCAGAGUUGAUGGAUUGUCUAUUCACCCUUAUUCACUUUAUCCCUGUCAGGUUGAGUGAUGGUCUUCCUCGCCCCCUCAACUUGCUGAGGAUUGAGAAGAACUGGUGUUAUCGACGGGGAGGUCGAGUGUCCUGGCUUGAGAGCGAAACCGAGAUUCGCGAAUUGCUGGAAAUAUCGCGAGUCUCAACAGAAGGCAGCUGCUCAGGAUCCGCUCCCACCAAAUGCAGUUUUAUCUUGGAGAAAUGUAAACAAAAGAACAUGGUAAAAUGCCCAUCGCGCAGUGCGUGUAGCACUGUCUCGAAAUUACUAGUGGUCACUUCUAUGUUCGGUAGCGGUCUGAUAUUCAUCACACAAAAGCGAGGGCUAACUCGUCACCGCUACAUUACUGUCGCUACCUCCCAUUCCGUCCCGGCGCAUCCAUCACCAGCUUCAAAGCCGAAAACCCAGCAAAGCACAACCCACAAUAUGUAACGAAAUAAGCAACUUUCCUGCAACACUUCAGUGAUGGAGCAACAACUCCGUCUCUCCUCUCCCUCUUCAGAUAAGAUCAUCUUCACUAGCAGGCUAUGCUCAAAAGAAUCUCUGGAUGGCCCAGGAGGCUACUCUACCUUGCUCUAGGCCCUUCUUUGGAAUUUUCUUUACCGACUACCUGGUUCGAAGAAGGAAGAUCUCAGCUGGGAAACCGUGCUCUACGGAUCCGUGAGGUAGCUAUUGUACAUCAUUAGACAAUAUUGGAAGACAUACGCGUGAGUUAUUAUGGUUGUUGUUUUGCCUACCCCCAUACUUGCUUGUUGUGGUGGCUAGACGUGACUUGCCGCUUGCUUGGCUGCAUGAGAAUUUACAAAUUAGAUACAAAGUUUAUCAGCAGUGUUUUGUAUUUUCUCCGUUUUCUGCACUUUUCUCAACAAUAUCGUGCGGAAAGCGUGGGCUAAACAGUCCAGAGAGGCGCGGGUUUGAGACACGUUGAGGUCUGAUGAUCUUUGGGGAGCUGUGUCCGCAGUCAGAGCUAGGAAUGCGAAGUGAUGCAAAUAGAAAAGAUAGAGUUUCGACACUAAAUAGUCAUUUUGGGCUUAAAUUGAAGGUUCAGAUAAGCCUGAGGUGUCGGCAUGGAAGAAGGAUUGAUAGUUGGAACAAACCGUGGUGGGUCUUGGUGUUGAGCCACGCGAUUGUUUGUGUCCACAUUCUCGCUUAAAUAUGGGAAUGCACCUGGGCAUUUACCGACUCAUGGGCGAGGAGUGUGGAUUAGAAAAAUCGCAUCCACAGAACGCGUCAUGUUGUUCACUUGCGUAACGACGACAACAUAUGUCAAUAACCGAAUUUUGGAAAGGAGUCAAUUUGCGAAUCUUUGACUAUUUGGUCUUGGUCAAUGUCUAGGUGAAUCCCAGAAACAACUCAAAAUGCCCUGGCCUCAAAGGGAGGCGAGAAAGAAAAGAAUGAUAUGUACAAGUAUCAAACUCAGUCUAGAAUAUACUGAAAUCUAUCCAG